Molecule: messenger RNA, 5614 nt
Organism: Linum trigynum
Lineage: Eukaryota; Viridiplantae; Streptophyta; Magnoliopsida; Malpighiales; Linaceae
Source: the annotation of a GenBank genome assembly
GAAUAAAUAGAAAGUCUUCGUCUUCUGCAGUAGGAGAAAAUGAGAAAGUCAACCAUUUGAUUCUCCGACGCGGGAGCCUGAUCCUUUUGACUUCAACUCUCCCUCUUUCUCUCUGCAUCUUCUCCUUUCCGGCUUUCCGCCUUUUCACUUCCCCCCAAAAAAAACCCUCCAUUCCUUCUUUCCUCUGUAAUGGCUGCUGCGUCUGCUUCCUCUUCUUCCGCCCGGUACAGGUACCACGUGUUCCUGAGUUUCAGAGGCGGGGACACCCGAAGGAACUUCACCGACCACCUCUACGCAGCUCUGAUGAAGGCCGGAAUCAACACUUUUAGAGACGACGACGCGAUUGAGAGAGGGUCCCACAUCGAAUCCGAAAUCAACACAGCCAUUCAAGAGUCGAGAAGCUCCAUCGUCGUGCUCUCCAGAGACUACGCCUCUUCCAGAUGGUGCCUCGACGAGCUCCGUCUCAUCAUGAAACUGAGGAGAACUGCGGGCCACAUUGUGCUGCCCGUUUUCUACGAUGUCGACAAGCGCCAAGUCCAGAAUCAGAGUGGUAGCUACGGUGACGCGUUUGCCCGCCAUUUGGUUGAAUUUGGCCAGAAUGAGAUGGAUAUGGUUGAGGAAUGGAAGGCUGCCCUUACUGAAGCUGCUGGCAUUGGAGAUUUGGUUCUCAGAGAUGGCUAUGAGUCUGAGUUUAUUCAAAGUAUAGUGACAGCGAUUGCCAGGAAACUGAAUCGAACAGUGCUGUCUGUGGAUCCCUAUUUAGUGGGGAUAGAUGAUCGUACAGCUAAUAUCAACUCAUGGCUCCAAGAUGGGUCAAACGAUGUUGGCAUAGCGACAAUCUAUGGCGUUGGUGGGAUUGGGAAGACAACCAUAGCGAAAACGGUAUACAACCAGAACUAUGAAAAAUUUGAAGCCACCAGCUUCCUUGCUGGUGUGAGAGAAGCUUCCGAGGAGCCACAUGGUUUGGUCCGCCUGCAGAAGCAGCUGGUUUCCGAUCUCUUGAAGACGAAAAGCAAGAUUUACAGCGUCGAUGAAGGUACAUUGAAGAUCAGAAAUGCCAUCUCUCGCAAGAGGGUUCUACUUGUUCUUGAUGAUGUGGACCGAAUGGACCAGUUCCAUGCAAUCAUUGGAAUGAGAGAGUGGCUUUACCCGGGGAGUAAAGUGGUUAUAACAACUAGAUAUGAGAGUUUACUGAAGGCUCGUGAAGUGAAUCGCAUCUUUACAGUGAACGAGCUGGAUGUAGAAGAAUCGCUUAUGCUGUUCAGUUGGCAUGCAUUUGAGCAAGAUCAGCCUGCUGAAGCCUUUGUGGAGGUCUCUAGAAGUGCUGUGGAGUUUUGCACCGGGCUGCCUCUAGCUCUUCAAGUUCUGGGCUCAUCUUUGUCGGGUAAAAGUUUGGAUAUAUGGGAGGUUGAGCUACAGAAAGUUAAAGCAGUACCGGACAGUAAAAUCCAGUAUAUUCUCAAAGUAAGCUACGAUACUCUUGAUGAUGAUCAUGAUAAGAAUGUGUUUCUUGAUGUUGCCUGCUUCUUUACUGGAAAGGACAAAGAUUAUGUAGUCUCUGUGCUAGAUGGAUGUGGCUUCUACUCAGUUGUUGCGAUUCACAAUCUUAUGAUUAGGUGUCUUGUGAAAGUUGACGAGGAAAAUAAGUUGCUGAUGCAUCAAAUGCUGAGAGACAUGGGGAGAGAGAUUGUUCGUCAAGAAUCACCUGAGGAUCCAGGGAAGCGUAGUAGAUUGUGGCGUCACAAAGAUGCAUUUACUGUACUGACUGAGGAUCAGGGCACUGAAAGUGUCAAGGGUCUCAACUUGAACUUGCUGAUGUUAAGGGAUCCCAAUCUUGGUGCUGGCACCAUUGUCCCUUACCAAGGAAACUAUCCAAAGCAUGGCAAAGUUGGCUUCUUUCCUUGGUAUGCAAAUGGGUCUGGAAGUUCAGUAAUCCUCAAGCCAAGGGCCUUUGCUAAGAUGGGAAAACUGAAGUUGCUCCAACUCAAUUACGUGAAAGUUGGUCGGGAUUAUGGCAACUUCCCGAAAAGCUUGGUAUGGUUAUUUUGGCGUGGAUUGUCCUUGAAAUAUCUGCCAGAAGACUUUCACUUGGAGAAGCUUGUUGUUCUUGAUAUCCGUAACAGCAGGCUGGUAAAUCUUUGGAAAGGGACCCGGUUCCUUGUAAAACUGAAAGUGCUCAACCUCAGUCAUAACCCUGGUCUUGUUAGGACUCCUGACUUCCGAGGACUUCCUUCUCUAGAGACAUUGAAGCUGAAAGAUUGUGUGAAAUUGGUGGAAAUUGAUGAAUCCAUUGGAACCCUUCAGAAGCUCAUUUCUCUAAGUCUAAAGCAAUGCACAAACUUAAUGAAGUUGCCAAAACAGAUCAGUUCACUGAAAUCCCUCAAGAAACUCAAUGUAUCAGGCUGCUCAAAACUUCAUCAAUUACCAAAUGAGUUGAGGGAAAUGGAAUCACUGAGGGUCUUUUAUGCUGAUGGAAUGGGUAUAAAUAAUGAGCUAUCUGAUUCAAAAGAAUCUUGGUACUCAGCCUUGGUGUCUCGGAUAUUGCCUCGAAAGAAUCCACAUUCAAUCAGCUUUUCACUUGCAGUUCUGCCUUCCUAUUUGCUGGAGUUGAGUCUAGCAGAUUGCAACUUGUCUGAUGGGUCUCUUCCUGGAGAUCUCAGCUGCCUCUCUGUGCUGCAAAAUUUAGACCUCAGAGGAAACCCCAUUAGCUCACUUCCUGGAAGCAUUGACAAGCUGACUAAGCUCGAGUCCCUCACCUUAGACAGAUGCACAGGUCUCCAGUCACUACCGAAACUUCCACCGAGCUUGGAGGAAUUGAAAGCUGAAGGCUGUACAUCACUGCAAAAGAUCGCCAAUCUACCAAACUUGCUCAUAAAUCUGCAAGUGGAACUUUUUGGUUGUAGCGAGCUAGCUGAAGUGGAAGGCUUGUUCAAGUUGGAGCCAAUCGCAGAUGUCGACAGUGAAACACUGCACGAACUUGGCUUAUUCGAUUUCGAACCACUCCAAAGCAUUGAAAUUACCAUGUUCAAUUCCAUUGCAAACAGAGAAAGGCAGACUUCUCCUCAGGUACUGCGGGAAUGUGGCAUAUCCAGCACUUUCCUUCCAGCUAGUCAGCUUCCUGACUGGUUGAGCGAUACAACCAUGGGGUCUUCACUCUCCAUACAAGUGACUCCCCCUCCUAGCUCCACUCACGAGAUGCGCGGCCUAACUUUAUGCGUUGUAUAUGCUCGCGACGAUGAGGUAUUCUGGCUGCACGCAGCUGGACAUUACGCCAACGUCCAUAACGAGACAACGGAUAUAAACUGGUCAUAUAGCCCAACCUUCUACGGGAUCCCAGACGAGGAUGGUGAUGAAGAAAUGGUUUGGCUGAGCCACUGGAAGUUUGGAGACGAGCUGGAAGUAGGGAACAAGCUGAACAUUUCAGCUCGGAUGCCUGCUGGAUAUUGCGUGAAACAGUGUGGUGUUCGUGUAGUUUACAGCGACGUGGAAGAAGCCACAGAAGGUCAAUCAAAUCGGUCUGUCUGGGGAAGUAAUAAGAUCACUGACAGAGACUUGUAUGCGUAUCAGGUGGGAAGGUCUGUUUACUUCCUUCACCAUCAUCCUUAUACGACGCCAGCUGAUAUAUUGAAGUUGGCCAGUUUGUGACCUUCCUUCCUCCAAACUGCUCUGCAGCAAAGGAAUCCGAAGGUGCAUGCGUCGAACUCGUUGUUUUCUGUCGUACUUUCUCAAACAAAAGCAGUUGUAAUAUAUUAGUUUCUUACUGCCAUGAAGUGCGGGCAAAAAAGUAGUUGUCACUUGUCAAGUUAUGUCGUAAAUUCAUUGUAUCUACUCCAAAUCAUCACUUCUAAGUUCUUUCUUAAUCUUAUUUUUUAUUCUAAGAUAUGACAACAUAGUACAACAAAAAAAUGACUACCCAAGAAACCCUCUCCAAUCUGAGAGCAACUCUAAAUUAGAUAAGAGGAAGGGCUUUUCAUCAUAAUAUGAGCAACUCAAUUGACGAUCUUAGGAGCGCACAAAACUUCAAGCCUAUGUUUAGAGAAGCUAUAAUCUAUAGGCGAACUCUGAGAAUCAAGCCUAUGUUUAGAGAAGCUAUCAUCUAUAGGCGAUCUAUGAGAAUCGAUACUCGAAUCGCAUCGAAUUUGUCCCUCUAAGAAGAUGGCAAAUAGCGACUUCCGGAUCCCUCUUUGAUCAUAACUCCACGGAUGUCGAUGCUACGAAUCAAGAGCCUAUCGCCUCUGAGCGACUAGCAGUUAGGCCAGGUCCAGGUUGAUAAUUCCAGGAAGCUGAAGACCAAAUCAGAUUGUAGAAGAUCAUCUGUGAACUUCACCAUCAAAUCUGUAGCACAACCUCGAUGAGAAUAGACAUCAGCGUCGAAGACAUAACUAAGGUGACUUUGGUGACUCGUUAGAGUAACGAAUUAGAAUACUCCACCAAUACAGAUCCAACACUAAGGGCCAAAUUCUCAUCAGAAGAGGCAAUCAUUAUUUGUGGCCCUAAAAGGUCCAGCGUCCCCCAACUUGGAGUCUUUUCAAUAAUGGUAACCACUUAGUAUUUUACAUCAUUAGAAUAGUAGAAUACAGACCAUCUAGUCCAACAACAAACUCAUUCAAUCAUGAUUCUUAAUAUGCGUCACCAUGAGAGGUUCAAAGUUGAAACAAAUUUGAUGAGCUAUUCAUGGAAAUGGCAGAUCUAUUCACUCUAUUAAUAAUCGAGCUGGAUCUGGUGUAUUAUAAGGGAUUUGCUUUUUUUAUUGUAUCUGUUAAUUAAAUCUACUGACACUUGUUUUAUAUGUUGUAACUGUCUUCGUUCAUCCUUGGAAACCUAUUCAAUUGUAUUUUACUAACUACUAUGUGUUUGUGUCCUUCUGAUGACAGGUCGGCUAAUCGAAGAUAUUUGUUUGGUCAGGCAUUUUCCAUCGCUGAACACUUCAAGAGUUCUUGGAAAAGUUUGGGCAAAGGAACAAUAAAGAAGGAAGACGGAGAGAGUGAAAGUAAGGAGAAAUUAUAGUCAACGUAUGAAAUUCAUUUUUAUGAUAAGAGAACUCUUAAUCAUACAAGUUGAAGAGUGGGUACAUGGGUCAGGUGCUUGACAUUAACAAACCAUUAAUACUAUGAUUUGGCCCUUAUUAUUCCUCUGUAAGUGCAAAUCUUAUUCAUUUUGUGUAUUAAUUGUCUAGUUAAAUGAUAUAUGAUUUUCAUAUCGUCUAAUCAGAGUUGUCAAACCAUCUUUGUAAUGUACAACAUCUGAGAUUUUUGUAAAAUCUUUCAUUUUGUUGUUAGAAUUUGUUAUUUUUGAAUAUUUAGCGAAGUAUUUGUUCAACUUUUUAUUAGUGUGGUGUGAUGCAAAUAACCAUAUUAUUAACAUGCAUGUGCUGUAGUACGAUCAAAAGAUUUAAAAUUUGAGUACGCAGGAAAACAAUGAAGUGGAACAACAAAGCUGAAAAAUGUGCUCCUAAAAGUACAAGACAAAAGUGAUCUCCAGACUCCAAGCCUGAUUAUGCCACUAAUUAUUACGGCUCCUUUCACUACUACCACUAAUCGCCUAACACGUGUACGGCGAUCCCGAGAUCCUGCGAAAUAAUAUUCUCCAACAACAAUGAAUAGAGAACAAAACU